UGUUAUUAAUAAUAGACCAGGCAAACCAACCCAUUUACACUCAAAUGAUCAGUGAUCACACCUUCUUAAUUGAUUAAAUUUAAUUUUUCUCCUCCUUCACCAAAGCUGAUCCAUUAAAUCGACUCGUUCAUGAUGGCAAAAGCGGAAUUGAUUAACAAACAGUAACAUUGAUUGUUGAACAGAUUUACCAAAUUCAACCUCCAAUUUUAGUCGAUUCAAUGUUACUUUAUGGAAGCCACUUUAUUUAGUCUAAUUGUUGACGGAUUUUUCCCUACUUUAAGUCACAUCUUUUUUAAUUCCUUAUUUAAUUAACCUUAUUUUGAUCUGUUUAACCUUUUCUUUGGUUAAUUAGUCAAUGUUCAGUUCAUCCAUUGGACUUUUUUAUCCUGUCCAGUGAUCUACUUUUUUAUAAUUGUUCAUCUUAUUACAAAAUUUGUUGAAUUAUCUGAUUGGAAGCUUCAGAUAUUUAUUUUAAACAAAAAUCUCAACAUGGCAAAUUGUCCACAAGAUCGAUCACCUUCGCUAGUCAAUGAACAGUUGACUUGUUCAUCAACGUCGGUAACUUCAGAUAUGAAGGAUAUAAACUUCAAAAAAGAUUCAGAUUUUGGUGAUACUUCAUUGGAAGAAAGUAUCAGCAAUAACGAUAAUUCAGUUAAUUUAAAUAGUGCACGAGACUCUUACUGGGGCUGGGUCAUAGUCUUUGCCUCUUUUAUGUGCAAUGUAAUUGUUGAUGGAAUCAUCUUUUGUUUUGGUGUAAUUAUGCUUGAAAUAUCCAAAGAUUUUAAGCAACCUAAAGGAACCACUGCUUGGAUUGGGUCAUUACAAGCUGGAUUUUACCUAUUUGUUGGUCCCUUGGUAUCGACGUUGGCAAACCAUUAUGGCUGUCGAGUUGUAACCAUAAUUGGUAGUUUAAUUGCUUCACUCGGAUUUAUAAUUUCCUACUUUGCAACAAGUGUUCUAUGGCUAUGUUUAUCCUAUGGUGCUCUUGCUGGAAUCGGUCUUGGAUUCAUCUAUCUUCCAGCAAUUGUAAUGGUUGGACACUAUUUUGAGCGCCGAAGAGCAUUUGCAACUGGAAUAGCUGUUUGUGGAUCAGGUGUUGGAGCUUUUCUUAUGGCACCAAUAAUUCAAUAUUUAAAUGAUACUUACCAUUGGAGAGGCUGUGUUUUAAUUUUAGCUGGAAUUGUUCUCAACUGUGCAGUUUUUGGUUUUUUAUUCCGCCCAUUGCCAAGUGAUGAAACUUCCUCAUCGUCUGGCGAUCAAGAAUCAGAUGGUUCUGGUAAACCACUUUUAGGGCAUUCAAAAAAAAGUUGGCUUCUUGACGAUAGUGAUGAAGAAGGUGUGGAUUUAAUGGAAAGUAGUCGCCAAGCCACCGAUUAUUCAUCUCAAGACCAACAGCAAAAGGAUCCACAAUCGCACCGAUACAAAAAGAAUCGCCGUUAUACAUUUAGCGAAGGAAGUUCAGUUGUUCAUAAAUCUAUUGACGAUAAAACUAAUCAUCCUCAUCGUAAUCGCUAUGUUCGAACUCCUAUUCCUCAUCGCCACAAUUAUCAACAUCUCCCUUCCCAUCACCAGCACCAUCGGCCAAGAGCUCAUUCAUUUGGCAUCAAUUAUGUCUUUCAAAAUGAGAUCCUAUAUUCAACUUUAAGCUUACAGGAAUUCAAGGCUAGCGUAAAACGUCCACUGGCUGCAUCUUUUACCCGAGAACAACAAACAUUACCAUCUUCAUCUCAACAUCGGCGGCAAUCAGUUAUUGAAGAGGCAACUUCAUGUGUUAAGUUAUUAGACUUAUCAUUACUUCUGAGUCCUUCUUUUCUUCUUCUCGGUAUCAGCGGUUUCUUAACAUUGUCUGGUUUCUUCAUUCCUUUCAUGUACAUUGUUGAUCGUUCAAUUCAAAUAGGAACUACUCCAGAGAAAGGAGCACUUCUUUUAUCAAUAAUUGGAAUCACAAACACUGUUGGUCGAGUCUUCUGUGGCUGGAUUUCCGAUAGUCCUAAGGUUCGACCUCUGAUCAUCAAUAAUAUUGCCUUGGUCAUCGGAGGAUUGGUCACAGCACUUUCUCCUUUAAUUUGCAAUACAUUCACUAGUCUCAUUGUAUACUGUUCAUUAUUUGGCUUUUCAAUUGCUUGUUUUGUUGCUCUUCGAUCUGUAAUUACUGUUGAAUUAUUAGGACUGGAAAGAUUGACAAGUGCAUUCGGCUUAUUGUUACUUCCUCAAGGAAUCGCAACUAUCAUUGGUGGCCCAAUUGCUGGCUGGUUUUUUGACAUUACAAAUUCAUACAAUGCAUCAUUUUACUUGGCUGGGUCAGUUAUUACGAUCUCCGGAAUUAUGUGUUUUCCUCUUGGACUCAUCUCAAAAUGGGAAAAAUCUCGAUCACAAUUAACCCCUGUAAGCCAAUGUUGAAAGGAAUCCAUUUCAUUUAGAACCAAGUUCAAAUUAAUUUUAGUCCAUCUAAAGCGUAAUUAGCUUAUUUUUAACAUUUUUUUAUUUAUUUAUAAUAAAUAUGCUCUAUUAAAUAUAAAUUUAUCCAAAUUAUGCAAGUUUAUUCACACAAUCAAAUGUACUUUAUUGUCAUUUUUUCAUUUUUAAAUUAAACCAACUUCAGUAACAA
Messenger RNA from Tetranychus urticae (two-spotted spider mite), 2608 nucleotides. Its product is annotated as putative monocarboxylate transporter 5. Gene Ontology annotation, biological process: monocarboxylic acid transport; transmembrane transport. NCBI's taxonomy places the organism in Eukaryota, Metazoa, Arthropoda, Arachnida, Trombidiformes, Tetranychidae. Gene Ontology annotation, molecular function: monocarboxylic acid transmembrane transporter activity. The record is from RefSeq and is a predicted model, not a curated record.